UAAGAAAAACUUUCCGACGACUCUGAUUGCCUGGCAAUAAAGGACGUCAACAAAUAUAAAUGUCAGCAGCCACUUGUUCCCGCGUAACGACUAAAAUGGGUCCCAGCAACAAAUCGAAAACAACCUCUGGCACAGAAACUUCAUCGACAAUAAAACUGGGUCGUCUUUGUGGUGGUGGUGUGACCAAUGGCUAUACCAACGGUCGUAGCACAAACGCCGGCAGCGAAUCCUCAGAUCCCCUAGAAUCAGACUAUAGUGAGGAGGCUGACGAAGAGGAGGACACUAAACACAGUAAUCGUACUGAAAACAAUUAUGAAGACAUUGAUAAUAACGAUGAAGAGGACGAUGAUGAUGAGGAGGACGACGACGAUGAGGAAGAGGAAGACGACGAGGAUGAUGAUGGUAAUGAAACAGACGAUGAAGAAGAUGAUAGCACAGAAGAUAAUAGCAGUGUAGAAACAGCCAAAGGUGUUAGGAAAUAUAGUUUGGAUGAUUAUCAAAUUAUAAAAACAGUUGGUACCGGAACAUUUGGUCGGGUAUGUCUGUGUCGUGAUCGAAUAUCUGGAAAGUACUGUGCCAUGAAAUUGUUGGCCAUGGCCGAUGUUAUACGCUUGAAACAGAUUGAACAUGUGAAAAAUGAACGUAACAUAUUGCGGGAAAUUAGACAUCCUUUUGUUAUAAGUUUAGAAUGGUCCACUAAAGACGAUUGUUGUCUGUAUAUGAUUUUCGAAUAUGUCUGUGGUGGUGAAUUAUUCACAUAUUUAAGAAAUGCCGGUAAAUUUAAUAGAUCCACAUCAAACUUUUAUGCCGCCGAAAUCGUAUUGGCCUUAGAAUAUUUACAUUCAUUGCAAAUUGUGUACAGAGAUUUAAAGCCAGAAAAUUUACUCAUUAAUCGUGAUGGCCAUUUGAAGAUCACAGAUUUUGGCUUUGCCAAAAAGUUGAGGGAUCGAACCUGGACAUUGUGCGGCACACCCGAAUAUUUGGCACCUGAAAUUAUACAAUCCAAGGGACACAAUAAAGCCGUCGAUUGGUGGGCAUUGGGCAUUUUGAUUUAUGAAAUGCUGGUUGGCUAUCCGCCAUUCUAUGAUGAAAAUCCAUUUGGUAUCUAUGAAAAGAUAUUGGGCGGCAAAAUUGAAUGGCCACGUCACAUAGAUCCCUCAGCCAAAGACUUAGUUAAGAAACUGUUAACAAAUGAUCGAACAAAACGCUUGGGCAACAUGAAGAAAAAAUUUAAAACUGCGACGACAGUUGCUUCUGGAUUGAACAGAAUCAAAAAUGGGGCUGAUGACGUUAAAAGGCAUCGAUGGUUUAAAGAUUUGAAUUGGGAUGACGUCUACAACAAAAAGCUUAAGGUAUGGCGUUUGAACAAUCUAUCAACAACAAAA
Molecule: messenger RNA, 1385 nt
Organism: Musca vetustissima
Lineage: Eukaryota; Metazoa; Arthropoda; Insecta; Diptera; Muscidae
Gene: Pka-C3
Product: cAMP-dependent protein kinase catalytic subunit 3
Exons: 7
Biological process (GO): protein phosphorylation
Molecular function (GO): protein kinase activity; ATP binding
Source: RefSeq, a predicted model, not a curated record